AUGGGAACAACAAAUGUCAAGCAAAAGCUGGAAGAGAUAAGGAAUGCUGGGAAAGAUAUCAGUACAAGGAAAGGCCAAGCAGCCCUUGCUUUACCCCAAAAGCCAGCAGAAUGUAAUCAAACAAUUUUUUGCAUCUAUAAAGGAGUCAAAGUGUUUUCAUUCUGCAAAAGAAAGAACUUGCUGCUGACAGGCGGAAUGGAUCGAAUAAUUAGAGUCUGGAAUCCUUACCUGCCUGGAAAACCAACAGGUAUGCUGAGAAGCCACACAGCUCCUGUGAUAUACAUCCAUAUAUCUUCUGAGGAUAACAAAGUAUUUUCCAUGUCAACUGACAACACUGUCAAGAUCUGGGAUCUGGAGACGCACAGCUGCUUGUUUACCGCCUCUUCCAAAGCCAGUGGCAUUAAGGGAGAACUCACAACCUGUCUGUAUCUCCCUGGACCUAGAGCCCUGUGUGUGGCCACUGAUGCUAUGGCUUUCCUUCACCUGAAACUGAGAUCUGCCCCAGAUCCCCACCUGGUGCUUUCCCACCGAGAGCCUGUCGUGUGCUGCAGGUACAACCCGACCUUCAGGCAUGUGGUCAGCUGCUGUGAAGCAUCUAUGGUGAAAGUAUGGGACUUUGAAACAGGAAGACAGUUGUCUGAAUUUUGGGGGACUCAUGGCAACACUAGCAUCACUUGUCUGACUUUUGACUCCAGCGGAAGAAGGCUCAUUACUGGGGGCAGAGAUGGCUGUGUGAAAAUAUGGAGCUACAACAAUGGACACUGUCUACACACCCUUCAGAAUGAUGAAAAACAAACUGAAGUCUGUGAUUGUACCUAUAUGGAGGUGAACCAAAAUAGGUGUAUCAUAGCUGUUGGAUGGGACAGAAGAAUAAACAUGUAUUUUGACAUAUCACGUGACUUUCAUCACUUCUGGAAGCCUCAGCCAUGUUGGCAGGAUGACCUGAACCAUGGGCACAAGGAGGACAUCCUCUGUGUAGCUCAGUGCCCACCUUUUCUUCUGGCCACUUCCAGCUUUGAUGGGGAGAUUAUAGUUUGGAAUGUCAUCUCAGGACACAUGUACUGCAAAUUGAACACUCCCAGCCCCUUGGAUGUCGUGGAUCAUAGAGAAGGCCUAGACAGAAGUGUCUCCCGCCUCGCCUUCUUAAAGACUCGGGCAGCCAAGUUGGACCCAGCAGCCGCAUCCCUCAUCACCAAUGGGCCUGGAGGUUCUGUCACCUUCUGGAAGCUCUUCAGUGGGGCUGGCCUCAUUGCUAACUUCACUCCUUCCAGAGGGAAAGCCCAGGUGAGCAGCAUCGCAGUAACAACAGGAGACACUCUCACCUACCUGGCUGACCAGCAGGGCUUUGUGCACGUCUGUGACAUCCAGGAGUACGGCCUCCAGGGACCAGAACUGCAGGCUCCUAAGACCGUGACCUUCUGGAGGGCUCACACCAGCAUGGUGACAUCCCUGGAGCUGAUAGAGGAAGAAAAUAUUGUGCUGUCAUCCUCCCUCGACUGUACUGUGCGUUUGUGGAGCAAAGAUGGGGCAUAUAUCGGGACCUUUGGGCAGAAUAACCCCUGGGAUAUUUUCACUCCUGCCUCCUGGAGUCACCUGGGAGUCCCCUUUGAGAUUUUGGCAGACCCCCAAAGCAUGCCUGCUCCCCUAGUACUGGAAACAGAUAUUCCUACUGGGAACUCUGAAGGACAGGAGGAGCAGGACAAUAGAAGGGAGGAGAAGGCCUGGUCUGAGACUAAAAAUACCUCUAACCUUCCCUCUCCAGAAGAUUCCAUUGUUGAAGCAGAGGCAAAAGAAGAUAAAAGCCGAUGGUCUGCAUGUUGCCAUGACAGAUUGUUGCCAGCACAGAAUAAGCCUUGCCGGAAGGUGCCGGAGCCCAAGUGGCCCAGUAUUUACCAGACUCUCCGGUGCCAUGAGGUUGCCUGCGUGUCUGCUCCCAGAGAGAAACCAGAUUUAUCUAUUAUUGGCUCUGACUUGUUCGAUGUGAAUUUCCUCACGAAGGAAAAGGAAGCAGAGCUUCCCAGAAGGAAGGAAUACUGACCUAAUAGCUGUUUCCCUGUUUGAGUGCUAUUUCUUUUUCUUGA
Messenger RNA from Nannospalax galili (Upper Galilee mountains blind mole rat), 2081 nucleotides. Its product is annotated as WD repeat-containing protein 49-like. The record is from RefSeq and is a predicted model, not a curated record. Gene Ontology annotation, molecular function: protein binding. The coding region runs from base 1 to 2037 and encodes 678 amino acids. Lineage: Eukaryota; Metazoa; Chordata; Mammalia; Rodentia; Spalacidae. The transcript has 18 exons.